This is a messenger RNA of Octopus sinensis (East Asian common octopus), 1908 nucleotides long. RefSeq names its product prokineticin receptor 2-like. The transcript has 2 exons. Gene Ontology annotation, molecular function: G protein-coupled receptor activity. Gene Ontology annotation, biological process: G protein-coupled receptor signaling pathway. The coding region runs from base 524 to 1789 and encodes 421 amino acids. Gene Ontology annotation, cellular component: photoreceptor outer segment; membrane. NCBI's taxonomy places the organism in Eukaryota, Metazoa, Mollusca, Cephalopoda, Octopoda, Octopodidae. The record is from RefSeq and is a predicted model, not a curated record.
UAUACACACUUGCCCAUACAUACACAUACGUACGUACACAGAUAGCUACAUAAACACACGAAUACAUACGUACGUAGGCUACAUACAAACACACACAACACACACACACAAACGUCCCCUUUACUCGUGACAUGUCCCCUGCAGUGACGACCGUGUCGGGGACGAAACACGGACCGCGGCCACGGAGCUUUCAUGCUGUAGUUUCCAUAUAUUGUCAGCUUCAGCGAAGAUACCAACCCAGCGAAAGGAAAAGAUAGAUAAAGAGAGAGAGAGAGAGAAAAAAAGCGCGGGAGAGAGAGAUAAGGAGAGGAAUUCUGAGAUAGAGGAGAGAACCCAAAGGCUACCAAGAAACAGGAGUACGUAUCAAGGGAACUGUUCGACAUUCUUCAUGAUAAUUCUGUGACAUUCGUCAAGAAUUUCUUCUGGAUAUUUCCUAAAUGAACCGAUACUAUGUUAGCUAAUCACUACCAGAACUAACGAACCAAUUUGAAAAGCUCAUCUUUUCCUUCAGCACGCCAGAACCAUGUUGUCUUCGGACUCAUCAAACAUCAGCAAAGCAUUGAGUUGGAAUGAGACUGACCUGGAUACCAGAUACACGGAGGGCGGCAUCGUUUAUGCCAUUGCAUUUGUCGGUAUUUUAGGCAAUGUUGCAGUCUUGUUGGCGGUGAUGAUGUUUAAGAAGCUGCGCCAUGCUGCAACUGCUUUUCUGUCGCAUCAUUGCCUCCUCGACCUUAUUAAAUCGGCUUUUUGCAUCACACUCGGCUACAGUCUUCAGCAUCGUCAGGAGAUUCCUCACUGCAAUUGGUUCGGCACAGUUUACAUCAUACUGAUGACAGCAUCGGCUUACAACUUGUUUGCAAUCGUAGUUAACGAAGAAUACCACAUGAUCUACUACAGACAGAACUACAAUAAUUAUCUCUGUAUCAGUUUCGGGUUGUUUAUGAUCUGGUUUGCUAGCAUUCUCAUUCAUCUCGGCGUCGGCUUUUUACCGAGCCGACUGCAUUACAACAAAGACAUAGGAUUCUGUUCAUUUAAACAAGGAAUUCCAAGCAGUGUUGUGACCCACGUCUGUUGGCUGAUCUUGAUAACCUUUGCAAUAACCCUGACACUAGUCGGUCUAUGGUUCCUCCAUCAGAAAGUACAGUACCAUGCAUAUACACCGCAGAAUGUUUUCGGUGAAGAUUUCCUUGCGCACGAUGAGAAGGAUAUUUUAUGGGAGAUAGAGACAGACGAAUUGCAUUCAGAUGUCCAACCGUUUUUUAUCGACAACCAUCGGAGAAGAGUUUUCAUGUUAAUAGGGAUGACUGCCACUUACCUUUUGUGCUGGCUGCCCUUAUUUGCGAUCACGAUUUUCGAUGUGAAUUUCAUAUUAAAGCCCCAGCUCUAUAAAAUCUUGACAAUCGUGGCCUGGAGCCAACCGAUAACCACCCCGGUGUUUGCCAGCGUCUAUCUUUGGGACAUUGCCGACAAAUUCAACUUGGAGAAAGAUCUCCAGAACAAAAUAGCUCAGAUAAACCACAAAGAUAUGGAAGCUUCCCAGGUGGAAACCACAUACAACACAGCCUCCACAGCAUUACUCAGACAACCAGUUUCCUUCCAGAAUCGGCUGCUGAACACUCCGACAAGCUUGGCGUCAUCAGAAUGUGGUGAGGUCAGCAGUAUGAGAAGGCACAUGGAUUAUAUGGAAUCAAUGGGACACUCGGGUAUAACUAACGAAGGGGCUUUGAGUUUGAGCAGCUUGCCUCGCGGCCAUGGCAGUCUGUGGAUGAGACAAGACGCGUCUCUUUAAAAAAAAAGACAAAAACCGAAAUUUUUUAUUGGUUGAUUGGUCAAAGUCACAUGACCAUGAAUUAUGUCUGACACCAAGAUUUUCAGAAAGACCAAAAGAAAAAAAAAUACAACAAAAUA